Molecule: messenger RNA, 849 nt
Organism: Sphaerulina musiva SO2202
Lineage: Eukaryota; Fungi; Ascomycota; Dothideomycetes; Mycosphaerellales; Mycosphaerellaceae
Product: S-adenosyl-L-methionine-dependent methyltransferase
Exons: 1
Coding region: 1-849 (282 amino acids)
Molecular function (GO): methyltransferase activity
Source: RefSeq, a predicted model, not a curated record
AUGGCUUCCACCACCCGCGGCAGCAACCCCUACAUUCCCGGCCACAAACCCAAGCACAUUGCAAAUCACACAUGGCGAACAGCAGAAAACUCCAGCGCAUACGUCCUUCCCACCCUCAAGGAGAAGGUGCUCAAGAACCCCCAAAUCCAAGCUCUUGACUGCGCCGCAGGUCCAGGCACCAUCACCGCCUCCUUGGCCAAAUAUUUCCCUCAAGGCCACAUUAUCGCCACCGAUCUCUCGCCCGAGAUCGUCGCUCAAGCAGCAGAAUAUGCGCGAAGCAUCGGAGUGACAAAUGUGUCUGCUCAAGUUGCUUCUAUUUACGACUUGCCCUUCGAGUCUGACAAGUUUGAUUUCGUGCACGCGGGGCAGAUUCUCUGUCACUUGGAUCAGCCUCUGAAAGCUUUGAAGGAGAUGAUUCGAGUUUGUAAGCCGGGCGGUAUCGUAGCGGUGAGGGAAUCUGAUGUGAGAAUGUUCAAUGUCUGGCCUGAAGUGAAAGGAUUAAUGGACACUCUGGAGCUUUGGAAACGUGUCAUGGAGGCGAGUGGGGGUUCUUAUAAUAUGGGGGUGCGGUUGUUGAGUUUGGCCUUGGAAGCGGGAAUCGAGAGGAGUGCUAUUCAGGCGUCGAUGGGAACAUGGUCCUAUAGCACUCCCGAGGAAAGAGAGAUCUGGGGCGGAACUAUAGCCGUCAGGCUACGAGAGGGUAAUAUGCGGAAUCUCAUUGUAGAGCACAAACUCGGCUGGACUCUCGAGCAAUUAGACGCAAUGGCAGACGAUUGGGAUAAGUGGAUCGAGACGGAGGACGGCUGGUUUGGUGCAAUGAAUGGCGAGAUCAUCAUUACUAAGCCCUAG